This is a messenger RNA of Dreissena polymorpha, 2362 nucleotides long. RefSeq lists its product as uncharacterized. The record is from RefSeq and is a predicted model, not a curated record. NCBI's taxonomy places the organism in Eukaryota, Metazoa, Mollusca, Bivalvia, Myida, Dreissenidae. The coding region runs from base 123 to 668 and encodes 181 amino acids. The transcript is spliced from 5 exons.
CGCGCAUUCACACAGGUCAGUAAGACCGGUGUGACACAAUGCCACCUACAGUAAAUGGAAUCGGAUAACGAAAUUCACGGUCUACCAAACAUAAACCAAUUACUUCUGCAUCAAAGAAGAUUAUGUGGGAGACUGUCUCUUCCAUUUUCAAUGUGAGGGCAGAGUAUCCGAGGGAAUGUAUUGUCCUGCAGAAAAAGUGGGACAAUCUGGUACAGACCCACAGGGCCAAAUAUCAAGACCAUCUGUUGGCACAAAACAGAACAGGUGGGGGAGCUGUCAACACUGUCCUAGGGCCUGUAACAGAGGCAAUCAUUGACGUUGUGGGCAGAGGUUCAUCCAACAUUGUUGGAAUUGGCGAACACACAUUGGACAGCGGGUUCCUUCAACUGGAUGCAUUUGAUGCAUUUGGCGAUAGUCCUGGGGCGUCACAAGGAACACAAACAUCUUCUGCAGUCCAUCUGACAACUGCAGCGCUAAACAGUUUUAAUCGUCCUUCGCCAGUUACUGGUAGUGCAUCGGCAACCUUUGCGAAUGAUGACACAAGUAAUGCUACAAUAGAAACUGUCUGCUGCAGUUGCGGUUGCCACACUCGAGUUAAAAAACUCAAAGAAGAAAAAUUAAUCCUACAAAUAAAACUUCUAAAGAAGCAGCUAAAGCAUGAGGAAUGAAGUUGAAUUUGUGGCACAUUUAUUAACUUUGUUAUGAACUUUUUGAUAUUUAAAGGGGCAUAUCAAUGGCCACAACAGCAUUUCAUAAUCAGAAAUAAAUUGUUACAUAAAAGAACUUAUUUCUUAUAACACUGAUUUGGUAAUGAUAAAUAUUCUCUAUAUGUAUUUUAAUAAUUAUAACCGGUUUUCCCCGGACACUUUUCGCACUUGCUGGAAAAUCGUAAUAGUUGAAUAUUUAAGUUAUGAUAAAAUGUACAUACGUAUUACAAAAUGCGCAUGCUCAGUGACAAUUAUAGACAUUUAACAUUACUUCGGUGUAGAAAAAACUCAUCCAAGCUUGUGAGUUCUAAGUUUAGACCAUUGGGUCCAUGUUGGGAACAAUAUUUUAGGCUUUAGCUAUAUUUUUUCUUAACAAUUUCACCAAGCAAGUAUUGUUCCUCACGAUUUAUAAUCAUAAAAAAAGGAACUUUAAAUUUAACUAUAAAAAAAAAUACUGAAGAUAUGCCCCUUUAAUGCAGCAUCAAAAAAUAAACUGUUGAACAUGUUACCAUUAUGUUAUUAUUUGCUGCUGUAUAUUUGUUACCAAUAACCUGUAAUAUUUUUAUUUAAUAGUGGCCAAGGCUUGUGUGUCUAGUUUUCUAAGCCUCACAUGAAACUUCAAAUAAUAUCUAAAAGUAUGUAUUAGCAAUUUGAUCCCGGUAUCGCAGUCCAUUUUGUGCAACUCCUGCAUUCAUAUUGUUGUUAUCAUCGUUCUGAUCAUCUUCCUGUAUUACUGGAUAAUCAUCAGGUAUGGGAAUGUUCAGGUCUUUGCAGAUGUUAUGCAACACUGCACAGGAGAUGAUAAUCCUUAAAUUAAUUAAAAAAACAACUGAUUGUUUGCCAUGUUGCAAUAGUUUACAGUAAGCACAGUGUUUGCAUUACAAACUUGUUGGCUGUGUAUACAAAAAGAUAUUUAACUGAUGUAUUUAUUUUUUCCUUGCAUUUUUCACAUGUGAACAGUGUUGUUGUCACAUAUCCAGCACUAAGUAUAUUAUGUAUUAGCAGUAUUUACUUAAGUUACAAAACUUAUUUUAAAUGUUUUCUUCUAGCUUUUGGCUAUGCAAUAUUUAUUUUAGUUUAUUUCACAGCUUCUUACUUGCAGACUCUUUCUGGUUUCAUUCUAACUUCACCAUGUAACACACCCCACCUUCUUUUCAGUUGUCCGAUUCCUCUUUCUACUUUUGCCCGUGUAAUCUUCAAUGAUCUGUUUCAACAUAAUAUUAAAAAUAAAAGAGUUUUAAUUACUUAACUUAUGUAUGUCUAGAAAGUAAUAUAAAUUAAUCUGUAUGUACACAUGUAAAGAAGCAAGUUACAAAUGUACUAUAAAUCUGUUUUACAUGGUUAUAAAACUUAUUACAUGCAAGAAAAUGUUUUUGUAAACAGAGCAAAAUACAUAUGUAAAAAAACUAAUUAAACUCCAUUAUUGGUAGGUACUGUUUUUUUCUUCAUCAAGAUACUUUACCAUUACAACCUAUUGAUUUGAUUUAAUAUUUACACAUUGAAGCACUAAUUAAUUUAAACUUUCAAUCUUCACAUUCCUAAGAAAAUUCAUCUGCUUUUUAUUGCGCUAUAUAAAAUUAUUCAUGCAGAUGUGUUAGAAAUAACUGUUUUGUCAAUAAAUUGUAUGCACACUUAAAUAAAUUAUAUUGUUAUAA